Periophthalmus magnuspinnatus is the source of this 927-nucleotide messenger RNA. RefSeq names its product mal, T cell differentiation protein b (gene malb). NCBI's taxonomy places the organism in Eukaryota, Metazoa, Chordata, Actinopteri, Gobiiformes, Gobiidae. Bases 147 to 608 code for a protein of 153 amino acids. Gene Ontology annotation, biological process: myelination. Gene Ontology annotation, molecular function: structural constituent of myelin sheath. The transcript is spliced from 4 exons. Gene Ontology annotation, cellular component: membrane. The record is from RefSeq and is a predicted model, not a curated record.
CACAUCUGAAGGGUGUGCCUCUUGCUGUGGGAACAAAAGCAAAACGGGUUUGUCUGCCAGCGUAUCCCUCCUAUAAGGGUCAGACUCACCCGCGGAGCCUGCGUUUGUCCAGAGCGGCGCAGGAGGCAGACGGAGCAGUUCUGCAGAUGGCGGCCACCACAGCUCAGCCCAUGUCCAGCCUGCCCAGCGGACUCGGCAUCUGCACCACCGCGCCGGACAUCCUGUACCUGCCCGAGCUGGUGUUUGGGGGUCUGGUAUGGAUCCUCGUGGCCUCCACUCGUGUCGUACCCGCGAAUCCUCUGGGCUGGGUCAUGUUCGUGUCGCUUUUCUGUUUCGUGAUGACGUUCCUCUGGCUGGUCGUGUUCGCCUGCGGGGGCCACAAGAACAGCUACGGAUGGGCGGCGGCUGACUGCGCCUAUCACUUCCUCGCAGUGACCUUCUACCUCAGCGCAGGAGUCGCUCUGGCCUACAUCACGUUUCUCAGUAAAGUUGCACUAACGUAUAGAAUCUACCAGAUCAACAUUUCGGCGGUGGUUUUUGCGUUCGCGAGCACUCUCCUGUACUUCAUCCACGCCAUUCUGUCUGCAAUUCGGUGGAAGAACUUCUGACGUCGCUACUGCCUAAACUAGAAUGAAUGCAGCACUUGUACAUGUGUGAAUGUCCUCACUUGGAAAUAGUUAAUAGAUCCAUUUUUCCAUGUCGCUCUAACACAAUAUUUCACUAUAAUCAAUGUAUUUGGAAGCUGAUUGUUCUAAAUCCAGAUCGGUACAAAGUGAAAAUGAACACAUUACCCUGUAGACAAGUAAAACAUAUAGAUUUACCCCAUUCCAUUCCAUUUGUAUAGCCAUUUUCCAUUAAUGAUAGUAUUAAUAGAUAAACGUCUUCUCAGAAUUUUGUAUUCCAUCAAUAAAAGACUGUUUAUUUUAA